Molecule: messenger RNA, 1313 nt
Organism: Zalophus californianus (California sea lion)
Lineage: Eukaryota; Metazoa; Chordata; Mammalia; Carnivora; Otariidae
Gene: WNT6
Product: Wnt family member 6
Exons: 4
Coding region: 57-1145 (362 amino acids)
Biological process (GO): canonical Wnt signaling pathway; multicellular organism development; cell fate commitment
Cellular component (GO): extracellular region
Molecular function (GO): cytokine activity; frizzled binding
Source: RefSeq, a predicted model, not a curated record
CGGCUAGCCCGGCAGCCUCGCCCGGUACCGCACCGGCCGGCGGCAGAGCGCUCGCGAUGCUGCCGCCCGCGCCCUCCGUCCUGCUGCUGCUGCUGCUGUGUCCCGCGCACGUCGGUGGGCUGUGGUGGGCGGUGGGCAGCCCCCUGGUCAUGGACCCCACCAGCAUCUGCAGGAAAGCACGGAGGCUGGCAGGGCGGCAGGCUGAGCUGUGUCAGGCCGAGCCAGAAGUGGUGGCGGAGCUGGCCCGGGGCGCCCGGCUUGGGGUGCGAGAGUGCCAGUUCCAGUUCCGUUUCCGCCGCUGGAACUGCUCCAGCCACAGCAAGGCCUUCGGGCGCAUCCUGCAGCAGGACAUCCGGGAGACGGCCUUCGUGUUUGCGAUUACGGCUGCGGGCGCCAGCCACGCGGUCACGCAGGCCUGCUCCAUGGGCGAGCUGCUGCAGUGCGGCUGCCAGGCGCCCCGCGGGCGGGCCCCUCCCCGCCCCCCUGGUCUGCCCGGCACCCCCGGGCCCCCGGGCCCGGCCGGCUCCCCCGACGGCAGCGCUGCCUGGGAGUGGGGAGGCUGCGGCGACGACGUGGACUUUGGGGAUGAGAAGUCGAGGCUCUUUAUGGAUGCGCGGCACAAGCGGGGACGCGGAGACAUCCGUGCGUUGGUGCAACUUCACAACAACGAGGCCGGCCGGCUGGCCGUGCGGAGCCAUACGCGCACCGAGUGCAAGUGCCACGGGCUGUCGGGCUCGUGCGCUCUGCGGACCUGCUGGCAGAAGCUGCCCCCGUUCCGCGAGGUGGGCGCGCGGCUGCUCGAGCGCUUCCACGGCGCCUCGCGUGUCAUGGGAACCAACGACGGGAAGGCCCUGCUGCCCGCCGUCCGCACUCUCAAGCCGCCCGGCCGCGCCGACCUCCUCUACGCCGCCGACUCGCCCGACUUCUGCGCUCCCAACCGGCGCACCGGCUCGCCCGGCACGCGCGGCCGCGCCUGCAACAGCAGCGCCCCGGACCUCAGCGGCUGCGACCUGCUGUGCUGCGGCCGCGGGCACCGCCAGGAGAGCGUGCAGCUCGAGGAGAACUGCCUGUGUCGCUUCCACUGGUGCUGCGUCGUGCAGUGUCACCGCUGCCGCGUGCGCAAGGAGCUCAGCCUCUGUCUCUGACGCGCCGCCUGGCGGCUGCGGGACCUCUACACCCCAGCGGGGGCGCUGCCCAGCUUCUCCCGGCGACAGCCCAUCUCCCAGGCCUCCGGAAACGGAGAGGCGGCGGGGCUGGGGAUAGACGCCCGCCCAGGAAGGCCCCAGGGCGCUGGAGAACCGCACCCCCCACCU